Syngnathoides biaculeatus (alligator pipefish) is the source of this 7099-nucleotide messenger RNA. RefSeq names its product bromo adjacent homology domain containing 1 (gene bahd1). The record is from RefSeq and is a predicted model, not a curated record. Bases 503 to 2977 code for a protein of 824 amino acids. The transcript is spliced from 7 exons. Lineage: Eukaryota; Metazoa; Chordata; Actinopteri; Syngnathiformes; Syngnathidae. Gene Ontology annotation, molecular function: chromatin binding.
CCGAGCCCGAGGGAAGCGAAACUGAACCAGCAGCGACGUUGAGGGGUUAUUAUUUGCGUGCGUGCGUGUGUGUGUGCGCGUGUGGAGGGGGGUGGGGGUGGGAGGGUUGUCUAGUUGGAAAACGCGACGGGACACGGAAGCUAGACGAUGAACCUCGGCGGUGAUUCCAGGCGGAGAUGAUCGCUUCGAAGCUUCUCCGCCAACAUUGGUAGCAGCGUGCGCGGACUCCUCGGUGCCCCCGCUAUGGAUUGAUCGACGAUCGGCCUCUUUUGCGCUCGUUUUUCUUCUUCUCCCCCCCACCUUCCACCCCCAACCCCCUUUCCUCAUCUCAGCACUCCUGCCCCGGCAUGCUGUCACACUGACCGCGGCCAAAGAGCGUGCGUGUGGCCUCAGUUGACGAUCCAUGAUGAUUCGUGUUGACGGGCCACUCUGAGCUCCAGCCGCCGUCGUAGAAUCCCGUUGAUGAAGCCUGGGGAGAGAGUUUCCGCUCCGGGACGAGACCAUGGUGAAAGCUCAGCGACACCAGCCAGCGAAAGGUGGCAAGCGAGGCAAAGAGAAGGGAGGCGGGCUGAGACAAAGCAAGGAUAGGACAAAGGAAGUGAGGAGAAAGAAGCAGAAGAAGAAAGAGUUGCUCUCAUUGGCAGGUAAAGUUGGCGAUACGCUGGAUUGUUGUGUCCUACUGACACGCUUGGAAGAGAAAGGAGCUGUGAGUAAGCAGAAGAAUGUGCAGAGAGCCUGCAAGCAAUCAACCGUUAAAGACAAUAAGAAACCACUAUCUUCUCAAAGCAGGACCAAAACUCACAAAUCUCAUAAAAAGUUAAAGAAAUCUGCUUGUCAACAAGCACUGGAACUAAAAAGUAGCCAAUCGGACACCUCACUCAUGUGGCCCUCGCUUGUUCCUGAGCCUCGCAGGAGAAGAAUGGCCUCUCUCAACGCAGAGGCUGUCAACAGCCUGCUGCUCUACAGGGCCAAUCCCUUGGGGUCCAAUCUCGUUAAGAAGGAGCAAUCUUCCGCCGAAGCGCUGUCUAAAGGUGAAAGUAGACCUAAUAAAACCAAAAAGUUUCUUCCGGAAGGCAAAACGUACCCGAAGGAAUGUCGUAAAAAACAGAAGAGGUCCACAGCCAAGGCGCCGCCAGUCGACUGGUUGGCUUUAUUUGCGCCGACCCCACGGCGUCAAGCGGGCCUCACCGCUGCUACGCUGCUCAAACUCACCGGUUCCCUCUACGGAAGCAAGCGGCAAAAAAAGCAGGAGUCCAACCCUGCCGGCGAAAGCAAAGCUAAGGCUUUAACUCAGGUUGAGAUUAGCGGUAAGCCUUUAAGUGGAGCAACACUGCAGACCAAAAGAAGAACAAAUCCAAAACACAAUGAGCAGCUAAAGCACAUUAAACAGGGUAAGGAGGAUCCAGGCUCCCCGGCCCAAGGAUUCUGUAGUCUUUGCAAAACGGAGGCUUUGGAUCCCGAAUGGAAGUCUGGGACGCAGGAUUGUUUAAAAAAUCCACUCCACUGUGGCUCCAUGCUGGGAUUCUCCUUAAAAACAAUCAAAGAGGAGGAGGAGGAGACGGACGUGUCGUCCUGCUACUGCUGUAGCCAGGAGAGAUGCGUGGAGUACUGUCACAGACUGGCCCUCUUCCUCAAGGACAAGGCCAUCAAGGAGCCCGACAACGAAGGCUCACUCUCCGAGGUGUUCCACCACCAUCACCACCACCUCCACCAUCACCACGUCCACCACCCAGCAGCCAUAACCAUUACGCCCCACGCGUACGCUUGCUUCCCCAGCUAUUGCGUCCACUUCAGCCACCCGGACACACCGCCGUCCUCCAUGACGCCCCUCCCUCUGUGCCCAAAGAGCGGCAAGAGACCCAAACUGCUGCCCAGCUCUGGCCCGCAGCGCUCAGGGAUUUCCCAUCCAGUCUACUGCUGCACUUCUGUGGAAGCGUGCUAUGGAGAGCCCUGCAGGAUCAAUGGCUAUACCACCUACAGCAGUGUGAUUCCGGCUAUUGCCAGAGGAGGGUGCACCAAAUGCACCCGUGACAUCAACAGAGACGACUACUCAUCAACCCUCAAGGACCACCACAGCCCGUCCUCCAUCCCCGUCUGUCCCAGUCCGAGAAUCCUCACUGGCUGCCCCAUUCCCGCAGUGCCUCCAGCCGGCCAAUUAGUGCCCCCUGUUCAGACUCCUCUGUCCGACCCCAGCCAACCGCAGCCCUCGCUGCAGGUGGCCAAGGAGUGUCCGCAGAGCGCCAAGCCUCCCAGCGGGUCCCGGUCUGGCGCCCGCAGCACGGGCAGUGUCAGUUCAAUUGGGUUCCCGCUCAAAAAGGAAAAAAAGCAGAAGCUGGGCUCUGCCGGCGCCAGGAGCCAAGCGCUUGCCAAGCAGCCCAAGAACGGACGCCAAAAAAGCACCAAUGGCUGGCGGCCCGUCGGCCUCCCCUUUGAAAAAGAAGUUUUCUCUCUGGGAGAGGAAGUCAUGGUGCCGAGGAAGUGUUUCCAGGGAGUCCAGAGGGACGGAGAGCUGAUCCGGGUCAGGGACACGGUUCUGCUGAAGUCUGGGCCCAGGAAAAAGUCUUUACCUUACGUCGCAAAGAUCUCGGCGCUUUGGGAGGAGCCUGAGACAGGAGAGUUGAUGAUGAGUUUGUUUUGGUACUACCGUCCGGAACACACACAAGGAGGCCGCAACCUUAAUGUGCAUUGUCAGAAUGAGAUCUUUGCGUCUCGUCACCAGGAUGUAAACAGCGUGGCCUGUAUUGAAGACAAAUGCUAUGUCCUGACACUGGCACAGUAUUGUCGAUUUUGUGCCUUGGUAAAACGCCGAGGGGAGGGCGUACCCGACAGCGCCGCCUCCCUCCUGGUGCCCCCCGUGGUCGGCCACGCCGCCCCCAGCCACCGCUGCGUGCCGGACGACGUGGACCCAGAGCUGGUGUUUUUCUGUCGCCACGUCUACGACUUCCGCUACGGGCGGCUCCUCAAGAACCUGCAGUAGCGCCGGGCGGGCGACAGAACCACUCAGAGACGUGAGAUAAGGCGGUUUCAUCCGCCUCUACUUAAAUGAGCUCCGAGCCCCGCUGCCUGCGAAAGGGGGGAGGGGGGCUGUGGAGGUUUGGGGAUGAAGGAACGUGAGAUUAGUUUCUCUUUUGAAAUUUCACACCGACGCGGCACACCGUUGUGAAGUAAGCGUCGCAAUCGAAGCGAUAAUAGCCGUCGAAAUGGCUUUUAAUCGUACACCGCUUCCUGUGUUGCGUGCGCUAUAUGUGGAACAUUCUCCUGCAGGUCUUAGAAAUGUGCCAUUUGUGGGACGGAUGGAAGGGACCAUCUGCCUAUCGCUCGCGCGCAGAUGCAACAUCAGAGGCCUUUUACUUCCGUCAUAGCUCUGUAGAGGAGAUUCCUUACUGUGAAUGCAGGACUUUAACUGUCCUGCAAUCAUAUCACGAUCACACUGAAAAACAUGGAAAGAGAGAGAGAGAUACUUUUUAUUUUUUAAACAGAAGGGAAAAAAAACUAAUCUUACCAACUCUGGAAAUUAUUUCCUUGAAACACAACAGUUUUUUUUCAUUGACAAUGGCGAACAUCGCUGGUGGCAAUGGAAAAACUUUGAAAAAAAAAAAUAUAUAAACAGAAAUGACCUAAAUAAACCUGCAGCUCAAAUAACAGACGCAACAAGCAGUAUUAAUAAGUCGCUUUGUUAAAAAUUCCAAAUGUCCAAAAGUGGACAGUCAGGGUUGUCAUAGCGCAGAAAUGAAAUGCUAACUUAGCUUAGCAUGAAAAAAAUGAAGAGCAAGAAAGAGUGUUUUCACAGAGAAAAUGCUAACUUAGCUUAGCAUCUGAGACUAAUUUUAGCAAAAUUACUUCAACGCAAACUGGUGAAAACAAAUGUUACUCCGUGUUUGUCAGACACAUUUGGUGACCAGCGGAGAUAGUCGUCAAAAGUAUGACUAUUAAUGGUUUAUUGAAAAUUCCAUAUCAACCAAAGGUCGAGUCACAGGGUUGCCGUAGCAAAGCAACAAAAUGCUAAAUUAGCUUAGCAUACGGGAGGAAAGGAACAAGGAGAAAAGUCGACUUGCAGGGUUUUUUUUUUUUUUUUUUUUUUUUAAUAUAGACAACAUCCUAACUUAUUUUAGCAUCUGAAACCAAAUCUUAACAAAAAAAGUGAUCUAGUCGACUGUAAAAAUGACGAUUGUUGGGGUGGGGAAGUGGGGAGGGGGCGUUAAGAAACAGAAUGAAGUACCAGAAAUGUGAAUCUAUUUGUAGUCAUUGCUGUAUGUUGUACACGAAUGUGCGCUUUCAUGUUUUGGUACGAUGAAGCAAAUAUCGCAUUUCACGGACGGCCAGUGGGGAUUAACAACCAACACAAAUUCAUGAUGUCACAAAUCCCAUUAAUGAUAAGUUGUUGACUAUGUAUUGUCAAAUGUUGUUAAAAAAAAUCCUCAUCCAAUUCGAAAGUGGACUAAAUUGUCGUUGCUAGUCUCAGCUAAUGGAAAAAAAAACACAUUUAAAUUAACUGCAAUUCAUUAUUAAACAAUAAUGCAUUAAAUCAUUGGGCUACAGUUUAUCACAUUUUAAUAAGACAAAAUCAUUUCGGGUCGUAAUGAUCACAGUGACAAUAUGCUAACUUUAGCUUAGCAUCUAAAUUGGUAAAUGCGGCAAUCUUCUGAAUUCAUAACAGAAUAACAAAAAAUAAAAUAAUAAUAAUUGACAAGUCAAAAUUAUCCGUGAGUUGAUUUACAGGGUUAUAAUAAUACAGUGAUGAUAUUUUUAACUUAGCUACCCAUCCAAAACUGCAACUGGGUUUAAAAUUGGGGGGGGGGGGGGGGGAAAUAGUCUGCUCGUUUAAAAAUGUAUUUUAUCACCAGAAACAGUUUUUAUGAAUUUCUUAAAAAUUAAAAUCUUGAAAAACAAUAAGCUUUUGGACGAAUUUGCUCUCAUGAUAAUAAAUAUGUAUGAAAUGAAAUAAAUAAACGUCUUAGCAGGAGUCAGUGAGCUUUGACAGGAUCUGAAGAAUAUGGAGAAUUACAUUACAAUAUCUGCAAAAAUAUAAUAACAUGGCAUCUAAAAUUGAAACCAGACUCAACAAAGUCCUUUCUAAGAAGCCAUUGAUGAUAAUACCAAUGGAAGUAUUUUCAUGUACAGGUUAAAAAAAACAAACCAAAAUGUUCCAUGUCACAUUUUUAAGUGACCUCAGAAGAGAUUUUCCACUGUGUGACGCAAACGUGCACUCAAGAGAAAAGAAAAAAAAAAUGGAGUAUGGAAGUAUGGGGGGAAAAAAAGCAUACGUUGUAGCUUGUGAAAAGGCUGACUGUGUAUUUGCAUCUUAUCUACGUGGAUGGCGUCACUUAGUACACGAUAUUCUUCUUCUCCACGCGCUGAGUCGACAUAUAUUCGCUAGGUAGCAUUUAGCUGACGUGAGCGCUGAUUCGUUCCUCCACGUGCGUUCCAGAGAAUAUAAUCUAUUUUAUUUAUUAGAGAGAGAGAGAGGGAAUAAAAAUCUAAUUUAUUUUCCAGAGCUCAUUUUCAAAGAAGGCCUUUUAGAUGAAAGGAAAUCUCAAAGUUGCCUCGCUUUUUAGCUGCACUGGCCAAGAAAUAUUUGGACAACUCGGAAAAAUAUUUUUGGGAUAGUCUGCUUUUUAGCGCAUUUUAGGCUCAUUGUGAAAUGUCACCCAGAAGCCGAAUAUCCCAAACUUUUCGUGAGUGGUUUGUACGUAAUUUUAGUCUACCUGACUUUGAGGAUUUUGCGUAAAAUAUCUCACCAGAAAUAAUGUCAUUAAUUCAAAUCCCAAUGGAGAAAUAAUGGGCUGUUUCUUCCCUGGAUGCACUUUUCUUUUUUUUAUUCAAACUCUUAUUUUUUUCAGCCCAUGUCAAUAAAGUUUAGUCAUCUUCCCCAAAACAAAAGAGAGAAUAUGUUUUGGCUUUUUAAAUCUUGUUACAUACCGGUGAGCACAAACACCAAGCACACAUUCCCAGAUUUGUGGGGGGGUGGAGGGGGUUCGAGUUUUUUUUUUUUUUUUUUUAUUAUUCAGAUAAAUCACAAAUUGUGGAGAUGCAUGCGUUUUACUGGACAAAUAUGAAGCAAAUUUUAAUGUGUUGUAUUUAAUUUAGCCUGUUCUCACAAGAAUUUAGUUGGGAAGUGCGAAAACUACUUUUUGUUUUGAUAUAUGUGAAAAGGGGAUUACUACUAUGCUAUACUUUCAUUCUAGUAGUAAUGCAUUAAAAUGCAUUAUUAGACACCUGCCUAGUAACCUGUUUCAGAAAAUAAUUUGUCUGAGCUAGUUGGAAAUUCUGAUCAUUUUUUUAAUUCCUUAUUAAUAAAUUUAAUUUAUGAUGCAAAUUUUAAUCCCUAUAAAUAAUUUCUUUUUUUUUUUUUCUUUGGUGCAAUAGUUUGCUUGUGUAAUUCUUGUCUUGCACAAAGCCCGUUUGGCCGUUCCUUUUUUUUUUGGUCUGAUUUCCUGCUAAAUUCUGGUGAGGACACGCGAUUUGGUGUGAAUUGAUACGAAUGGAUGACGUAAGACUGCUUUGCUAAAGCGCCGACCGAUUGAUGAAAAUCCCGCCGGGUGUUCUGAAAAUGAAAAUCAUAAAUGACAGUAGAGCGCAGUAUCCGUGCAGUAUGGCCUUAGAAGUCGCUCAGCUCUCCUGAUGAAUCAACGUGUGAUACUAGAUGUCUUAAUAUAGGUCCUCUGUGCCUGUUCCUGUAAACCCGUAUUUAAUAAUUAAAAAAAAAAUCUAUAUAUAAAUACAAAUAUAUAUUCAGAGUGUUUUUCCAAGAAGAGAAAUGUGAGCAGUUACUGUUUAUUUUUGAUGUAACUUCCAAAUGCCUUUUUCUGUCAUAUAAGUCGAGAAAACUGGUCUGAUGUUGAAUUGCACCAACAAUAAAAAAAGACAUGAGAGGGGAGUAUAGAAAUAUGAAUUUAUGAAUAUCAUUCCUGUAGAUGUUAGAAGAAUGUUGAAAGUCAGAUUUUCCCCUGGUGUGAACUGUUUUAUGUUCCUAUUCUCCUUGCAUGGCAUUUUGGAAGUAUCAUGGAAAUAUUAAUCACAGCACAGUUUAUUUGUAUUGACUGAAAUGGACCUCUGUAAUAUAAGAAAAAUAUUUAAUUGUAAUAAAUAAUGAGUUUAA